Messenger RNA from Kogia breviceps (pygmy sperm whale), 3773 nucleotides. It is a transcript of the gene BACH1, whose product is annotated as BTB domain and CNC homolog 1. Gene Ontology annotation, biological process: regulation of transcription by RNA polymerase II. Gene Ontology annotation, molecular function: protein binding; DNA-binding transcription factor activity, RNA polymerase II-specific; RNA polymerase II cis-regulatory region sequence-specific DNA binding. Lineage: Eukaryota; Metazoa; Chordata; Mammalia; Artiodactyla; Physeteridae. The record is from RefSeq and is a predicted model, not a curated record.
GAGUGAGUCACCUGAUAGCUACCCGCGCGGCCCGCCAGGCUCGCUCGCUGCCGUCAGUCGGGCUGCGUCGCGCCUCGGCUCUGGAUUAAUGACCGUCAGAAGCAUGCUCUCUCGGACCCUCCCGACGCCACCUGUGACGCAGAAUGUCGCUGGGUGAGAACGCGGUGUUUGCCUACGAGUCGUCGGUGCACAGCGGCCACGUGCUGCGCAGCCUGGACGAGCAGCGCCGGAAGGACGUGCUGUGCGACAUCACGGUGCUGGUGGAGGGCCAGCCCUUCCGCGCCCACCGCGCCGUGCUGGCUGCCUGCAGCACCUACUUCCACUCCAGGCUCGCGGGCCAGGCCGACGCCGAGCUGCGCAUCACUCUGCCGGAAGAGGUGACAGUUAAAGGAUUUGAGCCUUUAAUUCAGUUUGCCUACACUGCUAAACUGAUACUAAGUAAGGACAAUGUGGAUGAAGUGUACAAGUGUGUGGAAGUUUUAGGUGUGCCUGAUAUUGAGGAGUCCUGCUUUCAGUUUCUCAAAUACAAGUUUUUGGACUCCACUGCAGACCAGCAAGAAUGCCCAAGAAAAAAAUGCUUCUCAUCACCCUGUCAGAAACCAGAUUUUAGAUUUUCACUUUUGGACCAGAGGGAUUUAGAAAUUGAAGAGGUGGAGGAAUUUUUGGAAAAUAAAAAUGUUCAGACUCCUCACUGUAAACUCCGUAGGUAUCAAGGCAGUGCAAAAGUAUCUCCUCCUCUGCAAGACAGUGCCAGUCAAACAUGUGAAUCCAUGUGCUUAGGAAAGGAUGCUGCUCUGGCUCUGCCAUCUUUAUGCCCCAAAUACCGAAAAUUCCAAAAAGCAUUUGGAACUGACAGAGUCCGUACUGUGGAAUCCAGUGUCAAAGACAUCCACACUUCUUCUGUUCAGCCAAAUGAGACGUCUGAAAAUGAGUGUCUAGGAGGAAUCCAGGAUUGUGCAGAUUUGCAGGUGAUUUUAAAAUGUGAAGAAAGAAAAUUAGCAAUGGAACAUGAAGAAGCCAAGAAGAAAGGUCCUGCUUCUCAGUGCCCAUCAGGAAAAACAGAAGCGACUCCUUUUCCCCCCAGUUCUACAGACCCCCAUGGGCUCUAUUCUCUGUCUCUUUUACACACGUAUGACCAGUAUGGUGACUUGAAUUUUGCUGGUAUGCAAAACACAACAGUGUUAACAGAAAAGCCUUUGUCAGGUUCAGAUGUUCGAGAAGAGAAAACUUUCGGUGAGAGUCAAGAUUUGAAAUCUGACUCUGGCCCCAGGGAAGAUAGUAGCCUCGCCUCAAGUGAUCUGAGUAGCGUGGAACGAGAAGUGGCAGAACACCUAGCGAAAGGCUUCUGGAGUGACAUUUGCAGCACGGACUCUCCUUGCCAAAUGCAAUUAUCACCUGCCGUGGCCAAAGAUGGCUCAGAACAGAUCUACUCCCAGAAACGGUCUGAGUGUCCCUGGUUAGGUAUCAGGAUUAGUGAGAGCCCAGAACCAGGUCAGAGGACUUUCACAACGUUGAGUUCUGUCAAUUGCCCUUUCAUAAGUACUCUGAGUACCGAAGGCUGUUCUAGCAAUUUGGAAAUUGGAAACGAUGACUAUGUUUCAGAGCCCCAACAGGAACCUUGUCCCUACGCUUGUGUGAUUAGCUUGGGAGACGACUCUGAGACGGAUACCGAAGGAGACAGUGAACCCUGUUCAGCCAGAGAACAAGAAUGUGAGGUAAAACUACCAUUUAAUGCCCAACGAAUAAUUUCACUCUCUCGAAAUGAUUUUCAAUCCUUGUUGAAAAUGCACAAGUUGACUCCAGAACAACUGGAUUGCAUCCAUGAUAUUCGGAGAAGAAGUAAAAACAGAAUUGCUGCACAGCGCUGUCGCAAGAGAAAACUUGAUUGUAUACAGAAUCUUGAGUCAGAAAUUGAGAAGCUGCAAAACGAAAAGGAGAGCUUGUUGAAGGAAAGGGAUCACAUUUUGUCCACUCUGGGCGAGACAAAGCAGAACCUAACUGGACUUUGCCAGCAAGUCUGUAAAGAAGCAGCUCUAAGUCAAGAACAAAUACAGAUACUCGCCAAGUACUCGGCUUCCGAUUGCCCACUUUCCUUUUUAAUUUCUGAGAAAGGAAAGAGUACACCUGAUGGUGAGCUCACGUUACCAUCGAUUUUGAGUUUGCCUGAAGGGCCUGCAGCUGGGCCGCCUGCUGGGGAGCAGAGCCCUCGCUAUCCCAGUGCCAAGGGUGGUGAGGCGGGUGGUGCCUGGGGCCCGGAGUCCCGGGCAGCUGCCAGCGCCCCCUCGGAGCAGGCCGGGCCUGGGGAGCAGUGUCGCCAGAGUGGUGGCAUCUCGGAUUUCUGUCAGCAGAUGACCGACAAAUGUACUACUGAUGAGUAAACUUGCUUCCACUUCCUUCAGACCGUCUCAUUGUCUACUGAAGUUUUGACAUUGUCUUGAAAGCCUGACAUAGCCGUAGCCGUCUGUCUCUUAACAAUAUCAUUUUCCUCCCCCUUGUAGUUUGCCGUUAAGGGAAUUCCUCUGAAGUCAACCCUUGACUUCUCCUUGAUUUCCACAGGAGAUGCAGAAAUGACUUGCCUCCUGGAUACUGAAAAAUCAUAUGUGGAAAUGUAGUAAGGCUUUGAAAACUCACACAUCUUAAAGAAUAAUAGCUAUUAGUAAUGACUCUUCCCAGUAUUAAAAAUAAAUAAGAAAAUGAAAACUGUAGCAUAUCAAACUACAUUUAAACACCUUGAAACGCCGGCAGAUAGUUCUUAACUAUCAAGAAGUAGCCUGCAAAAGUUUAAUAAUGUGACCUUCUUACAACAUACUGGUCUAAAAGAAAACUUCUCCCCAAGUAACGCUGAUAGGGUUCAGUUCUACUGAGAAGUAGGGUGUCAGCUCCUUGGGAAUAUUGGUGUAGACCUGCAGCGUGAAAACAUGAUGUAAUCGUCUUGCCUGAACCCUGGCACUUUGCUCUUCAGCUCCUCUUAAAACCGUAGAUUGGUUAGCCUGCACUGGGAGUCCUGAGCUACGUUGGGAAUCGGUAGGAAACGGGCAAGCGGCGGGCUAAGGCAGGGGCUGCCGCUCCUUAGGGUCGACUCUCAGAGAGUUCUGGCUGCGUCCGCGGUAGAUGGGUGUCAUUUCCCUCUUCUCUCUUUUCUCUUCAGUCUCUUCCUCAUCUGAAUCCAUCAUGAUCUUUCUGUUUCCUGACAUUCUUAUCACUUUGGAAGAAGAAAUAAGACUCAGGAUACAGUGGCAUGAGCUCAUGUGUUGGGAGCAUUGUCUUAGCCUCCCUAGAAUCUUGGAGAGCUCCCCAGAUACAAGGCUGUCGGCCUUCCCACCAUAAGUCACCCAUGCAAGGAAACCAGAUAUCACGGGGUAAGAGGAUUGCCUACAUUGAUGGGGAGUGGCAGUUCAUUUUCCAUCCUAUUUUUUGAAGUCCUGUGGUUUCUUUGUAAAAAGCAUUAUGAUUGAUAAAAAUGUAUCUACAACAACCAUGCAGGUUUGUGAAAUAGGAUGAAACUUGAUCUUGUUCCAUUGUGGGUUUGAAUUUGGAAGCCAUAUUUAAUCUUGUUCUCUUCCCCAAAUCUAGUAUGUAAGGGCACACAAAUCAUUUUGGACUUGGGCAUUUAAAAUUCAGUCUUUGUGUUUAUUCAAUCCUGUUUUACUAUAGUGUUUUGAUAAUCUGAGCCCCUGCCCCAUAACAUUUUACCGUGGCUCUUAGCCAUCCUGCUGUUGUUACAGGCUUGUUUGGGAGUCAAACGAAAGCUAUGGACCUCUCAAUGACGAAAA